AUGGGUGAGGUGAAGAAUGGUGAUGAUAAUGGCGAUUAUGGUACUGAUGGUGUUGAUGUUGAUGGUUAUAGUGGGAUGACGGUAAAUGAUGUGUUUGAUAAUCAUGGCAAUCAUAACACUACAAUUGCAUCUGUGACUACAGCUAACCAACUGAUUGACCAGCAGAAUUUAUUGUCAUUGCAAUCAUUCAUCAAUAAUGGAAGUAGAAGAAUCGAUGAAAAUGGAGAAGGAAAACGAGUACUUAAAGAAUGUUCAGGUGAACAGUCGGAUAAAAGAGUCAAUCAAGGUCAAGAAUUGUUCAAGUUGCAAGUCAACGACUUAACUAUUCAAAUGACAUAUCUCUCUCAUCAGGUCACACUUUUAUUGAAUGCCCUUCACGUGCCAUCUUGCCAGUGUCCCAUUUGCAAGCCAUAUUAUCAAACUCAGGUUGAAAUGUUUAAACUGUUAAAAAACGGCAUAACAUCUAAUAAUUGGCCUGCUAGUAGCAAAGCGAUUGAGAAUGAUGGACCUUCCAAUGAAAAACAAGCUGCCGCGUCAGAGGUGCCAAAAGUGACGCUGCCUACAGCAGGAGGAGUACCUGUCGGAAAUAUUCAACCGAUACCAAAUAUCGUACCGGCAGUGAAUGACUAUGAAUCACUAUUAUCACAAAUAUUUACACAAACUGGAGUUCCGGUCGAUGGCGCUCAGGUUGCUGCUGCAGCAGCUACAUCCUUACCAGCUGGUGCUCUUGGUAUUUCUCCAACACGAGUUGAAACAUCACUGCCCAAGCCUUUUGCUGCUAAUCGUUCUAAUAAAGUUCAGAAUACAAAUUGUACCGGACGGCGAUCGAAAUAUUGCUCACCAGAAGAAAAAAAAGUAGUUGCAGAAUAUGCAGAAGCGCAUGGUCCCAGUGCAGCAGCUCGAAAAUUUGGCAUACCAACACCAGUUGCUGCUUAUUAUCAUCGAAAAGAAUACAGACAAAAGCCACUGCCAACUGUUCAUACAGCUCAUCUUUUGUCUCAAACAAAUUCAUCUGGUUCCACAAAUUCGAGUACUGACAUUGAUAGACCAAGUGUUGACUCACUACCUGGAUCACUUUCAUCUGUAAUAAAAUCCUCUAGUCCCAAUGAUAGUACUUUUACAGGAGAACAGCAACUGAAAUUGAAUCCUGCACAUAUCACUGGGAAUCCAGGAUUUUUGCGCGGACGCGGCCGUGGACGUCCUAAAUUAAUUGGUGAUGAACUUGAUGCAGCAUUGGUUGACUACAUGGUUCAGGUAAAACAAAGCGAUCCACGUGGUCAUAUGACUGCGUCGCAGGCUUUGACAAUUGCACGUGCCUAUAUUUUAGAAAAAGCUCCAGGUCUUUUAGAAGAGCAUGGAGGUCAAAUAAAACUAAAGCUUACUUGGGCUAUGAAAUUAGUUGCCAGAAUAACUGAGCGACAAAAAGAAAUUGAAUAUGGUCUACCAGCAGGAACAAUUUCAAACAUGACAAGAACAACAACGAAUGCAAAUGUACCUGGAGGAAAUUUCAUGGCUGAUGUAGUUACUCAAAACUUUUUUAGUCAACAUAUGUCCCAAAUAAUAAGUCAAGCAAUAGCGGAGAACCCUAUAAAUGAACAAAUGAAGCAUAUUAUGUCCCAUUCUCUAGUUGGUACAACAGCACCAUCAGCCACUCCAGAAAUAGUGAACAUCCGUGAGCUAGAAUUACCUAAACCUGAUGAUGGCGAUUUAAAGGGCGAAAUUGUAGAUGCUAUUGUAAAUGAUAAACACGGAUCUAUGGAGGCUGCGGGACAAAUGUUUGAUACGGAUAUUGAGAAUCAAGCGGAUAUUGUUGAAAAUCAGUCAAGUCAGAAAAAAUUGAUGCAACAGCGUUUCAUUUCCUCCAACACAUUUUGA
Messenger RNA from Thelazia callipaeda (thelaziosis nematode), 1875 nucleotides. Lineage: Eukaryota; Metazoa; Nematoda; Chromadorea; Rhabditida; Thelaziidae. The record is from the annotation of a GenBank genome assembly.